AGUACGCGCAGGCAGAGCCGCCGAGGAAGCAGCCUGAUGACCGGGGGAAGAAGAGCGGCGCACACAAUGCACUGCUCGGGCUGACAAGGGUUGUGUCUCCCUGAUUUCCACCAUAAAUUUCCAAUUCAGUGGAAACUUGUGGAGGGUGCAGCAGCGGGGCCGUGCUCUCCUUCUCUGUCCGGAUCCACCGAGAACAACGACACCUUUGACCGGGAGCGGCUCCCAGCGGAAUCCUGGACGUUGGACUACCAGGGGUUAGGCUGCAUGACGGAGCUGCCCAGCCCGGCGGGGGCUCGGCCGACACCCUCGUUUAUGGAAAUCGACACCGAGGCUUUGAUAUUUGGGCCUUGAUUUUCUUUUCUUUUUCUCUUUUCUUUUUUUAAUUUACACAUGAUUGGAAGUGGAACAAAAGAAGAUAUUAUUAUUUUAUGGUUGAAGAAAAACGUCCUGCUUCUCUAUUAUUAUUAUUAUUAUUAUUAAAAAAAAAAUAAUAAAUAAAAAAAAAGCUUGUGGCUAACAGCUGGAGCGGCUAACGCUAGCUAGCCACGGCAAACGCUAGCUAGCUAGCUGGAGCGGCUAACGCUACGUCUUUCUUUCGAUGUCGGCCAUCAACACCUCGGCAGGGGGAACACUUCCUCUCCUGGCUGCUGGUUAUUAGCCAGCUUCACGACAAAACCACCCCGCCGUGACGCUUUUUUUUGAAGAAUAUCGCUUUAUUCUCCGGUUUCCGGCUUGAAUAUACCGUCACACGUAUCCACAGCUUUAGCCGUGUGCGUGCUAACCAAACAAGCUAACGGCUAAGCUAAUGUUAGCAUUCCUUCGGGGACUCGUGGAUGUUGUGAAUAAAAACAAAAAAAAAAACACAUGUGAAGAUACGGUUCUGAUGCUUUGCAAUGACACUAACAGGCACUGGUGCCGCUGGUCGGUUGUCAAAGCGUGAAUAAGAGCCACUGGUUCCCAUUAACGCCAUUUUAACUGGGUGUGGGGGGGUGGGGGGUGCGUGCUGGUGUUUUCAUCCGAGGUUCGGUGCCUUCCGCCCGGCCGGGGACUCGAGUAAAAGGCCGCACAAAGCAGGAGAGACAUGGAAGGCCCGAGCAGGAGCAGCGGGUUCCGGCAGAGCAGGCGGUCCCGAUCCCAGCGCGACAGGGAGCGGCGGAGGAGGCGGGUGGACCUGGCCGAGCAGCGGGCCACGUCCCUGUCCUCGGGCUCCGACCGGGAGGCCCGCGGGACCAGCAGCGUCCGACCCGGCUACGGGAGACACAGGCCGCCGCGGAGGAGGAAGAGGGAGUCGGUGUCCUGCGAGGAAGACAUCAUCGACGGGUUCGCUAUUGCGAGCUUUGUCAGCCUGGAGGCUCUGGAGAUGGACUGCUCUCUGAAGCCCAGUCAGCGCACUGAUAUGCCUGGACGGAGGAACAAGGGGAAGAGAGGUCCGGAGGAGAACGGUGGAGGUCCGCUGUCGGAGCCGGAGGACGGAGCUCCGCACAGCUACUCCAGCAGCUGUUGGAACAAGAGUAAAAAUAAGAGGAGAAAAAUCGAGGGACACCCUUUGGAGACUGGCUACAUUUGUGACACUGAGAGUGAUACAGGAGAUAAGGCCACCGACAACGACAUGGACCCAGUCUUCACAGUCAGUACGAGGAAAGUCGUGGAGCCCGCUCCCUCAAACAUGGGCACGACCAUUGGCAAAAUCUGUCCGCCUCUCCCGGCCCGUUGCGGCGGCGUCUCGCGGUUGAUGGUGACCCCGAGGGUAUCCGGCUUGGAGCGAAGUCAGGAGAAAAACCUGGAGCAGCAUUUCACGGAGCCCGUUUCCUCUUCUACCUCUUCUGGGCCCUUCUCUCGCCUGCCUUCCCCGGUCACGACCUCGGGCGCCGUCCCGCGUUCCAGCCCGUUCAACGGCAACGGCAGCCGCCACAACGGCAGCCCGCCGCUCUCCAAACCCAAACCCUUCCCCCCGUUGCCAGGAAGAUCUCACUCCAUCUACAACAUCAACAGGAGCAACACUCCAGUCAAACCUCCCUCAUCUGCGUCAUCUGUUGCGUCUUCCUCGUCCUCCAUGCGGCCCCCGACUCCCUCCACCAGUGUGUCGCUGCCCUACUUCAGGAGCUCGGGAUCCUCGGGGCCCCUCCGGCCCCCGUCAAGAGCCAGCGCUGGGACCUUGUAUGCAUCCUCACCUGGACUUCCUCCCCCUCCGCCUCUGCUACAAGGUCCCGGCCACUCAACUGCAGCAGAGCGCGAGGGCCGACGCAGCGUCCCGGGGGCCGAAAACAACGCAGCAGCCGCAGGCCGCUCCACGCCCGGUGGUCCAUCGGCAUCGAACUCUGGACCCGGUUCAUCAGGCCGGACGUCCCAGAACCAGCCGAGCAUCCCGCCCAUGGCCUUCCAGUUCCAUCAGCACAACCACCAGCACCAACACACGCACACGCACCAACACUUCACGCCCUUCCUGCACCCCACGGCGACCGCACCGCCUCUGUUUGAUAAGUAUCCAGGCAAAAUGGACGGGCUGUACCGACACCCUUUCUUCCCACAGUACCCUCCGCCCUCGGUGCCGAGUAUCCAGCCUGUGAUUCCUCCCAAUGGGCCUUUCAGUUCCUUACAAGGAGCAUUUCAGCCAAAGGGAGCCGGUCCUGAUUUAACCUCACGACUCGUUGUUCCUCACCACCUGCAGCCCAAAGACCCCAGACUAACUGAUCCAUUUCGGACAUCGUUGAAAAUCAGUAAUAAACCAGGAAAGUGGUGUGCUAUGCAUGUGUAUGUGGCCUGGAUGAUUCUGAGCCAUCAGAAAAAAGUGAAGCUGAUGCGUGCGGAUCCUCACAAGUUGGACUUCCGUAGUGACCUGCUGGCCCGUCUUCCUGGAGCGGGAGGUCUGGGCCCACUGGGGCCCAUGGGAGGAGCCAUGCCUCCCACUCAUGAUCUGACCAGACCUCCCAGUCUGUUCUCAGCUGCAGGGGCAGUCAAUCCGUCCUCCGCUCCUUUCAUCUCUCCAUCAACGCCCCACUCCUCUUUCCUCCCACCGACUGCACACUUGGAUCCGUAUGGCCGAUCCCCACCCUUCACCCCUCUGGGAGCGCUUGGUUCUGGUGCCUUUGGAGGACUUGGCAGCCCAACACUGGCAGGAUCUGUGUUUGGUCCUAAAGACUCACCAGCUGGCGUGGUCGGAGGCCUGUCCACCCCGAACCAUCACGACCCGUGGAACCGUCUUCACGGCGGCCCGUCUGGGUUCGCUCCCGGCCCCAGCUGGGCUAAAGGGCCGGACAAGCGGGACGAGAGGGACCGAGCGAAGGACAUGGACAGGAGAGACAUCCCCCACAUCAAGGAUGAAAAGGACAGAGACAAUAUGCUGUACGGCCGACAACCUGUGAGAAUGUCUCCAGUUGCGCCUUCCUUCAAGCCCCGCAGUAGCACCCCGGUCUCCCACAUCAACGGCCACAGCAGCACACGGGGCGGCGCCGGGCCGAUUGAGGACCUGACGCGCAGCCUAAGCAGAGACAGAGACCGCGAGCGAGACAGAGACGGCGACAAGAGGCCGCAGCAAACGUCGUCUUCACGUGGACCUCCUUCGUCUUUAGUAGCAGACAGGGACAGGCCGCGGUCGUCCUCGUCCUCCGUGCUCACCACCCCCCCGCCCACCAACCGCUCGGCCCCGUCUCCGAUGGAGCUCUACCCCCGCUCGAUGGCCCCGACGGCACACGGCCUCCACAACGAACCCUCGCACUCCCAAAGAGACGGUAACCUCCCUUCUUCCUCCGCGGCGUCCGCCUCCGUCACUUCUUUGUCUCAGGCCAAGAAGUCUGACCGGACCACGACGCCCGUCUCCAAACCGCCGCUGCUCCUCCCGCCGGUUAAAGUCAAGGAGGAGCGUAAAGAGGAGCCGGAGCACAUCCCCAUCACCCUCCCUCCGCCGGCACCCAACCACAGCUUUGACCGACCCAACAGCCAUCCUCACCACCAUCGCUCCGGCACCCCUUCCUCCUCUAUGUCACUGACUCCCACUCCCGGUGUUCCCCACAUGCCUCAAAAUCCUAACCCUCCUUCCCACCAACACCUCGCCCUGCUGGACCGCUCCAGGGCUAUAGAGGCGUAUCUGGGGAGCACGGGUGCUGCGGGUUUGAUGAUGGGUCCAGGAGGAGAGCGGUUCCACCACGGUCCGGGGCAAGGACCAUCACAGGGUCCGCACAGCUUCACCUGGGACCCCUGGAGGGAGCUGGCGGCUCAGCAGCAGCAUCAUCAUCAUCGUAGGGAGGCGAUGGCACUACGGGCAGAUCCCCACUUAGCCCUGCGGACCGAUCCACACCUGGCCCGACUGCUCCAGCACCAGCGCCUUCUGGAGGCGGAGAGGGCCGCGGCUUUAGCGUCCGCUGUCGCUGCGGCCAACCCUCACCACCCUCCGACUUCUACCUCUGCCUCCAACUCUGCUGUCCGCCAGGAGUUCGGCCUGAUGGCCCACCACUUUGACCGCCCUCAUCACCUCGGACACCCGGGUGGCGGUCUCAUGGACGAGGAGCAGCGCGCCCAGAUCCUGAGGGAAGACUUUGAGCGCGCUCGCUACUUCGGGAUGCAUCCGCAUGCGCAAAUCCACCCCGGCUCUCACCUCUCUGGCCCCUCUCAUGCUGCUACCGCCGCUCACCUGGAGCAGCUCCACCCUGGCCUUCUCUCCCACUCGCUCCCCCACGGCGCCUCCCCCGCUGCCCAGCACCACGCUGGCCUCUUCGCCCGUCUGGGCCACCUGAACGCGCACCACGUGCCCAACGGCAUCCUGACAAAGACCCCCUCGGGCUUGGUGGGAGCCCUGGCGAUGGGGGCGCCGCCUCCGCUCAUUCCGUCCAUCACCAGCCGGUCGUCCACGCCGCCACGUAGACUCGGCGGGCCGGGCGAUCUGGCUAUGUAUGGUGCCCACAAAGACGGGGAGUCCAGAUAGUACAGGGACAACACUGGAGGAGAUUAAGGGAAAUGUCAGGAUCACUGUGCUGCUCUCAACCUGCCCCCCCUUUGCCUCUUGCAGACUACUAAACCCUGCUCUCCCAGUUACACAACCAAACCAGCUCCAGCACCCCCCAAACCCCCCCAACCGCCAUCCCAAACAAGGGUAACCAUGACUGGCUGGAGGUGACAGAAGGGAGGGAAACGCAAGACUCAUCAGUGUGACUUAGAAUAUGCGCAAUGGUUCUAUCAGUGCAAUUUAAAGGUACACGGUUUCUGUGCAUCCUUGGUGUAUUUUUAUGUUAUACUGGCUGUUGGUUACCACAGUAGGCCCAUUUUGAAAAGCUGUAGGAAAAGAAGAGGGAAGCUUUUCUUUAAUUCUUCAGGUGAAUUAAGAUCCUGGAUUGGAAAUGACUUCCAGAGGGACGUGCACUGUGAAAAAAAAAAAAAAA
Molecule: messenger RNA, 5372 nt
Organism: Anoplopoma fimbria (sablefish)
Lineage: Eukaryota; Metazoa; Chordata; Actinopteri; Perciformes; Anoplopomatidae
Gene: fbrs
Product: fibrosin
Source: RefSeq, a predicted model, not a curated record